AUGAACAAAAAGACCCCCAGAAAUGUGACAACGUUCCUUCUUCUUGGGUUCUCGGAUCUGUCUCUUACAUUUCAGGUCUCUCUCUUCUUGUUCUUCUUUCUUUCUUACCUUCUCUCGAUGAUUGGUAAUGGCCUAAUCAUUGUGACCAUCACUCGCAGUCCUCACCUCCAUUCUCCCAUGUAUUUCUUCUUGAGGGCUUUAUCGUUUGUUGAGAUUUGUACCAUCAAUUCUACAGUUCCUAAGGCUCUAGAAAGCUUCUUCCCCAUUGGACGGACCAUCUCCUUCAUUGGAUGUUCUGUUCAGUUGUUUGCCUUUCUCAUGCCUGCAGUUUGUGAAUGUGUCUUACUCACAGUGAUGGCCUUUGACCGAUAUAUGGCCAUAUGUCACCCCCUCAGAUACACCACUGUGGUGACCACCAGGCUCUGUUAUCAGUUAACUCUUCUUUCUUGGAGUUUUGGGGUUGUGAUUUCCUUUGUUGCCUGCAAUUUGCUUUUUAGUUUGACUUUUUGUAGCUCUAAUCUCAUUGCACAUUUUUUUUGUGAUAUUCCUCCAAUUAUCAGUAUAGCUUGUAAUGAUACUUUCGGGCUGAAAGUCUAUCUACUUGUAUCUAGUAUAACAGCCACCAUGCCUCCAAUCAUACUGAUCUUCUGCUCCUACACCAAGAUCCUGACCUCCAUUUUCAGCCUCCGCUCUGCAGAGUCCCGCCGUAAAGCUUUCUCCACCUGCGGCUCUCACCUGGUCUCUGUUAUUAUUUACUUUGGGACUGUUAUGGUUGUUCAUUUUCGAUUGGACAAUCCAUUCUCUUCCUAUGAUGACAGGAUGCUGGCGAUUUCCUACUGUGUCAUAAUCCCGACUAUUAAUCCUUUGAUCUACAGCCUGAAGAAUUCGGAAAUAAAGGAAGCCAUCAGGAAACUCCACCUGAGAAUGAGGCCCUCGUAG
This is a messenger RNA of Hyla sarda, 939 nucleotides long. RefSeq names its product olfactory receptor 5V1-like. Gene Ontology annotation, molecular function: G protein-coupled receptor activity; olfactory receptor activity. Bases 1 to 939 code for a protein of 312 amino acids. The record is from RefSeq and is a predicted model, not a curated record. Gene Ontology annotation, cellular component: membrane. The transcript has a single exon. Gene Ontology annotation, biological process: G protein-coupled receptor signaling pathway. NCBI's taxonomy places the organism in Eukaryota, Metazoa, Chordata, Amphibia, Anura, Hylidae.